UAUAUGUACUUUGUGAAAGAACUGGAUGCAGGCAAAUUUCAAGUCCCAACGCAUCCCCCGUUCCUUCCCAAUUCUUUCCUUUACGCAUUUCAUCAUUAUUUUAUUAUCAUUUGCAACGCCUCCCCAUCUCUCUCAGCAUGUCUGUUCCUUCUACUCUUUUUUUCUUCUUAUAAACUGUUGUUGUUUUUGGGGAUCUCGGUCAACAACAAUAUUUGGAAACCCUUGAGUUAAGAACACUAAUGUUCAAUAAAGGGGAUCUGUGUGAACAGUACAUGAAUCGGGUUCCUGACCUUACUCUGCAAAUUAGCCCUCCCAAUCCUGCUCCUUCCACAGCUUGCACCGGGAAUUCUUCCUUUGAUAUUUGGCGCAGAAACUAUGCCCUAAAUUCACUUACUUAUGGUUCCCAAGUAGACACCCAGCUUUCCUUAGCAAAUCCUGCAAGCAGUGCCUCACAGAUUGAUAGCCCUUCCCCAAACUACUUCCCAACUACCUAUGAUGAUCAAACCAGGCACAGAAAUCUUCUCAAGUGUGGCCAAAAUGGUGGUCAACUAAGUAAUAUAAACCAUGGAAUUUCAUUGCUUGAUGUUCCGGGACCGAAACCCACCGAGGGGAUUCCAGGAUACAGUAACACUAUGUCGCUCCCCUUUUUGAGCUCCGAUAGUUUUGUAGAUAUGGAUCCUGAUAAGUUAGAAUUUUAUUCUUCCUCGGCAGCUUCGGUGUUGCACUCAGCCGAUGCUUGUAGAAGAGCAAGUGAAGCAGCUAGGUUUAAUGGGAUUUCACUGGAGAAGCUUAGGCCCCAGUUUCAUCAUCACUACGCCCAACAUGGGCCGGCAAUGGGUAGCUCCAGAUUUAUACCUAAAUUACAAAGUAGCAAAAGGAAUACAAGAACACCCAGGAUGCGUUGGACCAGCUCUCUUCAUGCUCGUUUUGUUCGUGCUGUAGAGCUUCUUGGUGGUCAUGAAAGAGCAACUCCCAAGUCAGUGUUAGAGCUAAUGGAUGUGAAAGAUCUAACCCUCUCCCAUGUUAAAAGCCAUUUACAGAUGUAUAGGACUGUGAAGAGCAGUGACAAACCUGCAAGUUCCUCAGAAAAAAUUAGAAAUGGGGUGGAGUGUGCAGAAGAAGACUGUUUGGGUGUUAGCAGAAAUACAGUGAGUGGAAACGAUAAGUGUUCAGAGAAGCAGGGAUCAACAUCUACAAAUUUGAGCAUACAACAUGAUUAUGAUGAAAAUAAUAAUUCCAUUCAUCGAUGGACUAACUCCUCAAGUAGAGGAGUUGGGUUGUCGAGUUGGAGGAAUCCAGAUGAGUGCAGACCACAAACUCCAUCAUCAUCUUAAUCUGGAACACAGUUUGAUGGAAGCAGUUUAUCUCAACAAAUCUUGAGGGUGUCAAGCGUAGAGCUCCAUAACCCAAGCUUGCACUUCAGCUUAGGAAAACAGACGACAGACUAAGUUAGGAAGGUUAAUUAUGGUUAAUGGAUUAUGGGCAAACAAUUUCUGGAUAUAUAUAUAUAUAUAUAUAUAUAAUAUAUAGAGAGAGAAUUACAUCUUUUCAUGCAAGUCGCUUGCACACUAUUACUCUGUGUGUCUAUAUAUGGUUUUAGGGUUGGGGCUAAAGCUGAAGUUGUUGCUGGUGAACGUCAUUCAAUCGAUUAUUGUGAUUCAAGUUAAGUCUCUAACAAUUUAAUUUAUUAUAUAGAUUUGUAAUUCAUUCACUGCCAUUAAAUGAUAAUUGGUGAACGAAAUAUUUUAUAUGAAAAUAUAUAUAUUUAUGUUAUUUGAAUUUGUUAA
Messenger RNA from Gossypium arboreum, 1787 nucleotides. RefSeq names its product transcription repressor KAN1-like. The coding region runs from base 240 to 1334 and encodes 364 amino acids. Gene Ontology annotation, biological process: abaxial cell fate specification; regulation of DNA-templated transcription. The transcript has 6 exons. The record is from RefSeq and is a predicted model, not a curated record. Gene Ontology annotation, cellular component: nucleus. Gene Ontology annotation, molecular function: transcription cis-regulatory region binding. NCBI's taxonomy places the organism in Eukaryota, Viridiplantae, Streptophyta, Magnoliopsida, Malvales, Malvaceae.